AUGUCUGCCGCGACGAGCGACUGGAUUGCCGCCGCCUCGAGCGGCGUCGUCUCGCGCAUCGACGCCGCGCUGCCGGUCCUCCUCGCCUCUGGCCGCGGCGCCGCCGCCGCCGACGGCGAGGGGCUGAGCGCGCUGCACCACGCGGCGGAGCGAGGGCACGCGGCGGCGGCGCGGCGGCUCCUCGCGCUCGGCGUCCCGGUCGAUGUCCGAGGCCGCGGCGGCCACUCGUCGACGCGGCGCGUCCCCGUCGGCCACGAGCAUGUGCCUCUGCGCGACUUCACGCCACUGCACGCCGCAGCGCUCGCCGGGCACUCUGACGUUGUCGUUCUGCUCCUCACGCACGGCGCCGACCCGGACGCUGCGGAUCGGAGCCGGCUGACGGCGCUGCACUGCGCGGCAGCCGCCGGCCGCGCCGCUCCCCGAGCGCUCCGGUCGCUCCUCGAGGCGGGGUGCGGCUGCUGCCUCGACGCUCGCUCGGCCAGCAACGCGACGCCGCUCGACGCACGCGCCGACCAACAAAGAGGCGCUCUCCGCGGCUGCGUGACGGCGGGCGCGGCGCCGCGCGUCGCCCCCGUCCGCUUCGGCCCCGCCCCGUCCUCUGCGCGCGGGGAGCGAGUCUCCUCGCUCAGCGUAUACACCGCCUCGAGCCCGCCCGCGCUGCUUGUCGCCGCGGCGGGGGCGCGCGCGGAGCGGCGAUGCACGGAGCUGGGUCCGCGACGCUUCUCGGAGCCCUUUCCCCCGUAG
Molecule: messenger RNA, 744 nt
Organism: Emiliania huxleyi CCMP1516
Lineage: Eukaryota; Haptophyta; Isochrysidales; Noelaerhabdaceae
Exons: 3
Coding region: 1-744 (247 amino acids)
Molecular function (GO): protein binding
Source: RefSeq, a predicted model, not a curated record